AUGUACCUCAUGCUCACGGCGGUCUCGCUCGCAUACCGCACGGGGAACAACGUCACGCCUUACAUCGCCAAUCUGGUCGGGCGCGACUUGCACAAAACGGCCGAUCACCCCAUCGGAAUCAUCAAGCAGAAGAUUGAGGACUACUUUGCCACGAUCGACGGCGUCAAGUUUGAGAUCGCCGACGCGAUGGACCCGCUGGUGAGUGCGCAGCAGUGCUUCGACGACCUGCUUAUCCCGGAGGACCACCCGGGCCGGCUGCCGUCCGAUACCUACUACGUGUCGCGGCCGGGCGGUCGCGAGGCCUCCUCGUCGGAAGACCUUUUGCUACGGACACACACGUCGGCCCACCAGUCGACGCUGAUGCGGAAGGGGUACGAGGCGUUCCUCUGCACGGGGGACGUGUACCGGCGCGACGAGAUCGACGCGUCGCACUUCCCCGCCUUCCACCAGAUGGAGGGCGUCCGCCUCUUCGACCCCGCGCUCGUCGGCGAGGGCGAGAUGAGCCGAGAGGAGUGGCUCGCCUCGGACGGCUGCAAGCUCGUGGCCGACGACCUCAAGCGCACGCUGGAGGGGCUGUGCGACGCGCUCUUCGGGCCGGUGGAGAAGCGGUGGAUCGACGAGUACUUCCCCUUCACCGAGCCAUCCUUCGAGCUCGAGAUCUACUACAACGGCGACUGGAUGGAGGUGCUCGGCUGCGGCGUCAUCCACUCCGGCGUCCUCUCCAACUGCGACUUGUCGCACCGGCACGGCUGGGCCUUCGGGCUCGGCCUCGAGCGGCUGGCGAUGGUGCUCUUCGAGAUUCCCGACAUCCGCCUCUUCUGGACGGGCGACGAGCGGUUCACCUCCCAGUUCAAGGCGGGCCAGCUCACAAAGUUCAAGCCCUACUCCAAGUACCCGCCCUGCUUCAAGGACAUCUCCUUCUGGCUGCCCGAGGAGGGCUUCGAGCCUAACGACUUCUUCGAGCUCGGCCGCGGCGUCGCUGGCGAGCUCAUCGAGAGGAUCGACCUGGUCGACUCCUUCACGCACCCCAAAAAGGGCCUCACCUCGCACUGCUAUCGCAUCACCUACCGCUCGAUGGACCGGUCGCUCACCGACGAGGAGAUCAACAGCCUGCAGGAGGAGCUGCGCAAGCAGGCUGCGUCCACCCUCUCUGUCGAGCUCCGCUAGCUCCUGGGAACAGCCGCGCCGCUCCCUUGCCGCGCAUAUAUGGACCGGUUGGUCGAUUUUCUUCUUAGAAAUAGAAAGUUUCGGCA
Messenger RNA from Emiliania huxleyi CCMP1516, 1253 nucleotides. Its product is annotated as phenylalanine tRNA synthtetase. The record is from RefSeq and is a predicted model, not a curated record. Gene Ontology annotation, biological process: phenylalanyl-tRNA aminoacylation. The transcript is spliced from 6 exons. Gene Ontology annotation, cellular component: cytoplasm; mitochondrion. Gene Ontology annotation, molecular function: phenylalanine-tRNA ligase activity; tRNA binding; ATP binding. The coding region runs from base 1 to 1167 and encodes 388 amino acids. NCBI's taxonomy places the organism in Eukaryota, Haptophyta, Isochrysidales, Noelaerhabdaceae.